AUGACCAUUUCCCAGGGGCCAGCAAUCGUGGCAGAGACCCAAGACUCGAACACACGCCAAGUGUAUGCCAAAGCAUCCAUCAUCAUGUCCGAGUCUGAGGUUGUUGCCACGCCAACGCCCUCGCCAGGGCCUGAUCGAUAUCUUGUAGUGUCGCCCUAUACAGAGCAGCAACAUCUGCUUGACCUCGAUACCCUCGACACCGAAAACCAACUUUUCGCGCUCGCCCUGACACAAAUAAGGUGCCUGCGGGAUGACUAUGCCACAGCGCCAUACCUUGACACAUUCAACUGGUCCGACAUCAUCGAUACUCUCCGGGCACUUGCCAACCAGAGACAACAUGCAUGGAGGAAAACUUCCUUCUACAUUGUUGCCUUUCGGUCCCGUAUCCCUCCCACGACAAUCUAUGCAGAGCUAGGAACCCUCGACAAAGCAGCCCACGUGGAAGCCACGUCGAGUGGUGGGUUCCUCAAGUACUGGUUUGGCACUCCUGAUAUUGAGGGUCGCAAUCUGGCAACGUGUGUGUGGAGGUCUCACGAAGACGCAAGAAAAGGAGGGGUUGGCCCUGCUCACCGAAAGGCUGCCGGUGCCGCACGGCAUUUGUAUUCAUUUUGGAAGAUCGACCGGCAUCGACUGACCAUAGACGAAGACGUGAACGGGUGGUCGAUUAGCGACGUGGGAUGGGUUGGUGUUUUGUCAAAUCACCGGCCAGUGCUCGAAUUUCGUGACCAUCUGCGAAUCCCUCCCCUAAACAACGACACCUCCAGAACCCUCAGCUUCCCAUUCAGGGAGAUAGAUGGAUGUAUAGGUAGCCAGGUCAAACUUGGAACUUUCUUGCUAGUUGUGCUGGCUUCGUCGAACUUAUCUUUAUGUUUCGCUCCUUCUUGUGUUAGUAUACGCGGCUACGAGCAGUGCUCUUCUGGUGCUCCACAAAUUGGCAGUGGGCUGUUAACGAUGUGGAUGGGUGGGACGGGCUACAAUGACCCACACUGUGUCCGCAACCUCUUGGCAUCUUGCGGUGGAGAAAUCAGGCUGCAAGCGUCCCCAGGCUUCGCAUGCGCCACAUAUAGCGGGACAUAA
This is a messenger RNA of Podospora anserina S mat+, 1077 nucleotides long. RefSeq lists its product as uncharacterized. The transcript has 3 exons. Bases 1 to 1077 code for a protein of 358 amino acids. NCBI's taxonomy places the organism in Eukaryota, Fungi, Ascomycota, Sordariomycetes, Sordariales, Podosporaceae. The record is from RefSeq and is a predicted model, not a curated record.